AGCUGACUCUCAGGACUUCCUUUAAAAACAAACACGCAGUGCAGUAAUGGACUUCAGUCCGAGAGAGACUGCGUGCAAUCUUUAACCACCUAAACCCAAACCUGCGGACUGGCUGAAGGCUCGCUGCUGUCUGUGCGCAGCUCCGAUUAAUGGCGCUGUUUUUGCUCGGAGGACGUGGCUUUAAGUGCACGAACGGCCUUUGGAGAGCCAUGACUGCGGCUCAGUCGUACUGCUCCUCGGUGGCCUCAGGCAGGCAGCCUGUUAAUGGAGUGGAUCUGUACUACGAGCAGACAGGCAGAGGAAAGCAUGCUGUGCUGCUGCUUCCUGGUGCUCUGGGAAGCACAAAGACAGAUUUCAGUCCUCAGCUUAAGUCUCUGAAUAAGGAACGCUUUACUGUAGUUGGCUGGGACCCCCGCGGUUAUGGACAAUCCCGUCCCCCAGACAGAGACUUCCCCCCUGACUUCUUUGAGAGGGAUGCAAAGGAUGCAGUGGAUCUAAUGAAGGCACUGGGCUUUGGCAGGUUCUCCCUGCUUGGGUGGAGCGACGGAGGAAUCACCGCUCUGGUUGCAGCGGCGAGGAACCCCAACCUGAUUAACAAGAUGGUCGUGUGGGGAUCCAAUGCUUUUAUUUCCCAGCAUGACUGCAAGCUUUAUGAUGAGGUGCGUGAUGUCUCCAAAUGGAGUGCGAGGAUGAGGCACCCUAUGGAGGAGGUGUAUGGGGCACAAGUCUUUGCUAAACUGUGGGAGGCCUGGGUGGAUGGAAUCGCACAGUUUGCCCACAGACCAGAAGGAAGCAUCUGCAUGGAGCUUCUGCCCCUGAUCAGCUGUCCAACCCUCAUCAUCCAUGGAGAGAAAGACCCCAUGGUGCCCAGCUUCCACCCUCAGUACCUCCUCAAACACAUCAAAGGUUCACGAUUGCAUCUAAUGCCAGAGGGUAAACACAACCUCCACCUGAGGUAUGCUGAUGAAUUCAACAAACUGGUGGAAGAUUUUCUAGAAGAGUGAAACAACUGCGGGAUCAUUUCAUUGUGGUGAACAAGGGUCAAUAUUACUUACUUUAAAAUAAAAUCUAUAAU
Messenger RNA from Archocentrus centrarchus (flier cichlid), 1075 nucleotides. It is a transcript of the gene bphl, whose product is annotated as biphenyl hydrolase like. NCBI's taxonomy places the organism in Eukaryota, Metazoa, Chordata, Actinopteri, Cichliformes, Cichlidae. The coding region runs from base 150 to 1004 and encodes 284 amino acids. Gene Ontology annotation, molecular function: serine hydrolase activity. The record is from RefSeq and is a predicted model, not a curated record. The transcript has 7 exons.